AUGAGCAAUAUCACCAGUCCGAGCUCCUCUCCGGCUCCAGGAUCGAGCAUGACCCACCGAAACUCCCGAAAUCCAUUCGUUUUCGACGCAGGCGAUGUCCCGAUUCGUGUUUCGUAUAAGGGCGAAGUUCGUGUAGGCAAGGUAUGCUCGCAAGCCCUCAUCCACGGCAGUGCGGUUUGGAAAAAGUUCGUCUUCCCGCCAUGGAACGUGUCACGGAUAGACCACUCCUUACCAGAAUCAUCCAAGUCAGCUGUCAAAUCGUGCUCCUCGACGGGUUCCUUCGAGGAGAUAAAUUUUAUCGAGGAUGAUGGGGAGGCACUACUGGUGCUGAUGAAUAUCAUACACCUGAAGCACCGACUGGUACCCAGGAAACUCCAGUUCAGUGCCUUGCUCCAAAUUGCCGUCCUUCGCGAAAAGUACAUGUGUGUCCAGCUAGUCCAGCCAUGGCUGAAAACAUGGAAUGACAAUUUGGAAUUGAGGAGUAAAUACCCAUUGGCCGAGCAGGUUCUGUACACACACUGGGUAUUUGGACAAGAGGAAGAAUUCGAAAAGAUUGCCAAGGCAAUGGUGCUGGACGUCAAGACAAGUGAGAAAGGAGAGCGUUUGAACAAGUAUAAAUGGUUGUGGGCUGAGCCCUACCCUCCUGAUAUCGUCGAGCACAUCUUCCGAAUCCGUCAGCAAACAAUUACCAACCUUCUCGCCAUUCCCUAUGCCAUGGUCUCCAAAUAUGAAAGGACCAACGACAAUAUCUGCCAACUCGGAGAUAUCAGCGGCGAAGACAAUGCCUGCGAUGCAAUUUCCUGGGGAAGCCUUACUCGUGGCAUGCAGCUAGCUGGUCUAUGGCCAAUAAAGCCGUCCGAGCAGAUAUACCUCAGUGUUGAUGAGGUCGUAUCAGCUAUUGAAAGCAUCCACAUCUAUCAUUUCCACACGCAUACAGAUUGCGGGAAAUCGAACUUCCAGCAGGAUGUCGCGAGGGUUCUACGGCGGAUUGAAAGUCCGGUGAUGGAAGCUCAUAGAAGACAUAUGGCGCGUCAAAGAGAGGGUGUGGAUUAG
Messenger RNA from Cadophora gregata, 1053 nucleotides. RefSeq lists its product as uncharacterized. The transcript is spliced from 2 exons. Lineage: Eukaryota; Fungi; Ascomycota; Leotiomycetes; Helotiales; Ploettnerulaceae. The coding region runs from base 1 to 1053 and encodes 350 amino acids. The record is from RefSeq and is a predicted model, not a curated record.